Molecule: messenger RNA, 1954 nt
Organism: Dryobates pubescens (Downy woodpecker)
Lineage: Eukaryota; Metazoa; Chordata; Aves; Piciformes; Picidae
Gene: PWP1
Product: PWP1 homolog, endonuclein
Exons: 15
Coding region: 63-1544 (493 amino acids)
Biological process (GO): rRNA processing
Cellular component (GO): nucleus
Molecular function (GO): protein binding
Source: RefSeq, a predicted model, not a curated record
GUGCGCCAGAGCCGCCCGCACGUGCUGCCACCGCACCGUUCCGUGCCGCCGCCACCGGUGCCAUGAGCUGCCCGGUGACGUGCACUGCCUGGGUGCGCUGCGGCGUCGCCAAGGAAACGCCGGACAAGGUGCAGCUCAGCGAGGAGGAGCUGAAUCGUCUCAUCGGGGAGGCCCAGGACAGGCAGGGGGAUGGCGCUGGUGGUAGUAAUGAGGACCAGAUGGCAUGUGGCACAACUGAUGCCACUCCUGGCACAGCUAAGUCUUCUCAUCAAAGUGAAGACCAGUCCGAUCACGAACUCGAUGAAUAUGAUUUGGACAACUACGAUGAAGAGGAAUGCACAGGUGAUCUGAAACUGGGAGACACUUUGGCUACUCUGGCUGUAUAUGGGAGUAAUGAGCAUGAUCCAUACAUCACUCUGAAAACCACCGAUCAAUACGAACAGGAGGACUUCUUGAUAAAGCCCAGUGACAAUCUUGUCCUUUGUGGCAGAGUUGAUAAGGAUUACUGUAGUUUGGAGGUCCAUGUAUAUAAUCACGAAGAAGACUCAUUUUAUGUACACCAUGAUAUUAUCUUGCCUGCUUACCCUCUAAGUCUGGAGUGGUUGAAUUUUGAUCCCAGUCCUGAGGAAUCACUAGGAAAUUACGUUGCGGUGGGUAACAUGACUCCAGUUAUUGACAUUUGGGACCUGGAUGUAGUGGAAUCCUUGGAACCAGUCUUUUCUCUUGGAGGCAAGAAAGAGAAAAAGACAAAGAAAAAAGGAAAGAAAAGUUUAUCUUCAGAGGGGACCCUGAAAGGACAUACUGAUGCUGUGCUUGAUCUUUCGUGGAAUAAACACAGCAGGAACGUUUUAGCAAGUGCAUCUGCUGACAAUACUGUGAUUUUGUGGGACAUGUCUGUGGGCAAGCCAGCAGCCAGCCUGAUGCUACAUACAGACAAGGUCCAGACAUUGCAGUUUCAUCCAUUUGAAACUCAGACCCUUGUUUCUGGAUCGUAUGAUAGAUCAGCUGUGCUGUACGACUGCAGAAACCCACAGGACAACCAUCGAAUAUGGCGCUUCAGUGGGCAGGUUGAAAGAGUGACUUGGAAUCAUUUUUCACCUUGUAAUUUCUUGGCAAGCACAGAGGAUGGCUUUGUGUACUGUCUGGAUGCUCGUUCUGAUAAGCCGCUCUUCACUCUGAAAGCUCACAAUGGAGAGGUGUCAGGGCUACAGCUAAGCAGCCAGAUCAAAGGGUGCCUUGUGACAUCAUCUGCUGACAAAUUCGUGAAAAUCUGGGAUAUCCUGGGGGACAGACCGAGUUUAAUCCAUUCCAGGGAUAUGAAAAUGGGUGUUCUCUUCUGUGCAGCUUGCUGCCCUGACUUCCCUUUUGUUUUUGCCUUCGGAGGGGAGAGAGAAGGGCUGCGUGUUUGGGAUAUAAGCAAGAUUUCUGCAGUGAAUGAAGUUUUUGGAAACAGACAGAGACUUGUGGCUGGCACCAGCUCUGUGGCUUGCAGCUCCACAGCCGGCAGUAGCAGCAAAGACUCAGAGACAGCAAUGGAGUCGUGAUGGACCAAAUGUCAACAAGAUCAAAGUAAUUAUUGGGACUACAACUGAUGUGUAUUCUACAAAUCUCUCUGUUUGGGGAGAAUUCAUAGAAAUUGCUUGAGUGUCUUGCAAUCUGCAGGUUUCUUUCUCUCAGACAGACACAGGGUGAUGUGGUUAGCUCAAAGUCAGCAGUUUCUGAGUUCCUGCCUGUGUUACUGGCUUUGAAAUACUAAAUCACUUGCUUUUGCCUGAGACGAUGAUCUCUGACACAGAGGCUACUGUAUGUAAAGCUGAUACAUGAAAUGAAAGAGUCACUCGAAAAGCAUUCUGCUGCUGCCAGAAGUUUGCACAAUACUGCGAGGAAGGUAACUAUCUUCAAAGGGCAUAAAGAGAAAGACUUUAGGCAACAAUUGUGUAACAAAUACACAAAA